GAUUCGUUAUUAUCCGCAUUCGCGUGAGUAACAAUUUUCGUCAUGUUCGAUCUUGAAAUUUUACUCCCAGCGCACGUAAAGAAGUUUCAUUUCAAUAAGUAAUAGUGUUUAUGUAUAACAUUUAAGAACAAAUUAAGUUAUUGAUACUGAAAAUAUAAAGUCCGGUCGGCGACAUCAGAGAGAACGUUAUUUUGUUUUGAAUUUUUUUAUUUCACGUUUAAUUUUGGUGUUUGAAUUUACUUUGUGCACACUCUAAAGUGUAGGUAUUUUACCUAAUGUUACCGUAUACAACAAAGUGGUUUGAUCAGCUACGACUCCGAGAUAAAAGUAUCACCUAGUAUUUAUUUACUUGCCGUUUAUCGGUUUACAAUUAAAGUGCUAUCAAUGUAUAUUGUAUACAAUGUAUAAGUGGGAAUCGGGGAUUUCACAAUAAUGCGGGGGUUUCAAAAACAAUUACAAAAUAACAUAUCGAUUGUAUGAGUAUUAUGGUGAAUCAGACGAGAACCGGAUUUUAAGUGUUGGUCCGCGGAGUCGGACAAUCGGCGAAAGGAACGCGAAAGCCGGACAGCACGUCGGGAAAAUUAUUAGGUUUUUGUCGCUUACGCGGUGCCAGUUGAGUUUGAUGGACGCCGGAGACUCAACGUGGUCGUGGUCGGCGCGUCGCGGAAUGACCGGCGUGUUGGCCACGAGGUGGAUCCGUAAAUUAAAUUGGUAAAUUAAAAUGCGUGUUAUCGCAAUUAAGAUAAAAAGACACUAUAUGUAAUGCAUUGUUGCGCACCGUUCUUGAAAACAAAAUAUUCUUGAACGUUAUCAGCGUUUUAGGCAUUAAAAACAGUUGGGUGCACUAUUUUUUUCUAUUUUUUUUUCUCUACACUAGUACAAUAUUACAAUAUAUCACAAUAUUAUAUUAUACUAUUACAAUUAUACACGCCCAAUUAAAAUAAACCGAAAACACAAAAUAAACCCUGACGCCAUAGUUACGAAUAGUUACGAAUAUUAUUUACAGUUUUAAACAUUUUAGUUUUAUAUAUGAUAUUCAAAUUGAAAGAAAAAAAGUUAAAUAAUUUUAAAUACAAUCUGCGAGUCUACCUAUCACAAUGUUAACGCCACAGAAGAAAAUUGAAGAACUAUGCAUAAGAUUGGAGUUUUUAUCAAAACUUGUUCCGUGUUCUUCUUUUGCGAAAUCGGAACACGCGAUUUUAUUAAAAGGAAUACAAUCGCUUCUAAGUAAGUGUCUGAAACCUGUUAUUAUUCUUUUUUACACGGCGGCGAAGGCGCAGCUAAUGUGACAAUUCUGGGGGGGGGGGGCUAUAGCCUUUAUUUAUAUUUGCUUAAAUUUGAAAACAUAGUAUUAUAGUCAUUAAAUCAAAAAACAUAAUUAUUAAAAAUAUUAAUAUAUCUAACUAUAUUCGUCGUAACUUAGGGGGGGCUAUUUGGAAAACUGAAAGGGCUUAGCUCCUCCAUCCCAAGCCCCCCUAGUUGCACUUGUACACGGUGUAAUUUAAAAUUAGUACCUGGGAUUUAACUGUUGUUUCAAAUAUUAUUUCAACAUCUCAAAUAUAAUCAAAUGUACAACUAUUAUACCUAUUCUGUGUCACAUGCCUACCCUAUAUCAAAAACAUUUAUUACGAGAAUUAUUCUUAUGAAAGAUUAUCGCCGGGUAUUAUUGCUACAUGUUUAAGUAAUACACUACCACCACUGAAAAAAUAUUUUAAAAAAACCAUUUUUAUACUUUUCUAUCACAAUAUUAAUUUUGCCAACAAAUGUGAUAAUGAAAUAAAAUAACGAAUACACUACUUCAGAUUUUGAGCGGAGCGAGGAAUGUAUUGGUUUUACAAUGAUGUUCCGAUUACAAUUUUGUUCCGAUUUUCAAGUGUAGCGCUUAUUGUGAAAGGAAAUUUUACCAGGGGGGGGGGUACUUAAGGAAGAUUUUUUUUUGAUUUUCCCACCUGUUUUCACAAUAAAUGGGAAAAACGUAGGAAAAACCGAUAAAUGUACGAUAUAUAUAUAUCGAUAUAACACGAUAUCGUGUUGCUAUAGUUGACCGUUUCACUUCAACACAAAUCAAAUUCACUUAAAAUCCUCUAAGAUAAUUGCUGGUUCAAGAUAAAAAAAAUCACCUCGUAUAUGUUGUACCUAUACUGCGUUACUGACUGUUUAGUGAAAUAGACAACGUCUAUACCCAUUUCGCUUAAUGAAAUCGCGGUUUCUCCACUUUGGUACACCGUAAUUACACUAUUAUUACUAUUAACAUUACGUGAAAUUGGUACUACUAGGCGGCUGUACAUAGCGGAACUUGAUUAUUCAUUUGGAUGUCCAUGCAGCGAAACAAUAAACUCUACUUUUUAUGAUAAUGAUGGAACGUAAUUAAAACGCUGCGCGCCGUGACGCUACACACACGAGGCACCGCUACAAUAGCGGUGAAAGUACCUCACUCUCCCCACCGAAAUUCAAAAGUUUCGUUAACGGGUUGACGGAAAUUAAAAACGUCAACACCAAAAAAUGAUUUAAUCUAUUACCACAUUCAUUUAUGAAAUGUUUAAUAUAAGUUGCUAUUUGAAUAUCAAAAGUAGGUCUCAAUAACUCUCAAUAACUUCUUGAAAUAAGAGAGAACAAAAAUAACCGUAAAAUAAAAUUGUAAUGUCACUUGUUUUAAAAACAAAUUCUUAAAAAGUUAAUAUUUCCCGGGACAAUAAGUGUCUUACGUUAUGUUGAUAACUCUAUAGGUAUACCAUACAUAGUUCAUCAAUAUAUCUAACAGGAAUGUGAAAAGUGACUAUUAAAAAUUAUAAUUUCAACAAAAACAAUUGCUAAUUAAUAUCAAAUCGUUUUCCAGAAACGUUAAGAAAUAUCGUCGGGGAAGAAACUUAUUUAAAUGUAUACCAAAGUAAUUUGAGAGCUAUGCCAGUUAAAAAAGUAACUGACAUUAAAAAACUAUUGACCAAUAAAGACACAGUUAUACAUUCAGAACAAAUGAUUGAAAAUUGGAAUACUUGUUUACAAACGGUAAAUGUGCUGUGUUCGCAGUGUUGUUAUAAUUUGCAAUAUACGACAAUAAUAAAAAUAUAAUUUUACAAUAUUUUGAAAACUAAAUUUAUUCUAAUGUGUGAAUCUGUAUAUUAUAGAGACUGUUUCAAGAAUUUUUGUAUGAGAAAUCGCAACCGGUAUUUGCUGGGCCGAACGAAGAGAUAGAUUUUUGGAACUUGAUGUAUAUAAAGUACAAUCGUGUAUAUCACACUUUUGACUCUGAAAUGUUAAUAUUUGCAGAGACGUCAUUGGC
This is a messenger RNA of Cinara cedri, 3280 nucleotides long. The record is from the annotation of a GenBank genome assembly. NCBI's taxonomy places the organism in Eukaryota, Metazoa, Arthropoda, Insecta, Hemiptera, Aphididae.